UAAAUUCACAAACACUUCACACACGCACACGACUUAGUGCACAGGAAAAUUUUGAUAUAUAUUUGUUUUGUAAUUUUGUAGUAAAUUUGGUGUUGCGUAGUGUGCAGAAUGAGCAAGGAAAUCAGCUUGGCCGAGGUGAAGAAGCACAACAAACCCAACGAUUUGUGGGUGAUAAUCGAGGACAAAGUCUACGAUCUGACCAAGUUUCUGAAAGAACAUCCUGGCGGCGAGGAUUCACUCAAAUCUGUGGCUGGUCGUGAUGGCACCAAGGAGUUCAUCGAUGUGGGCCACAGCCAGGAGGCGCGUCAGAUUAUGAAGAAGUUUCUUAUUGGCAAUUUGGCGGCCAGCGAUAUUAAAAAGAAGAAGCCCGUCGGUUGCCGGGAAAUCGGACUGGCCGUGGGCGGCAUUCUGCUGGGCGUGGCCCUCAUCUAUGCCUUCAAGUAUGCAACGGCCAAGAAAUAGUUGUGCAGCAGGAUUCGAACCGGCAACCACUCAACUUCAUUCCGUGCGAUGCGUUUGAUAAGCUAAAAAAAAAAAUAGUUUAAAAAACAGUCUUUUUGAUAUUGUAAUUUUGUAAAGAACAUUGAUAUUAAACCUGUAAACUCGCAAAUAGAACAAUUCUUAUAAAAACAGAAGCAAA
Messenger RNA from Drosophila virilis, 640 nucleotides. Its product is annotated as cytochrome b5. The record is from RefSeq and is a predicted model, not a curated record. Gene Ontology annotation, molecular function: heme binding. Lineage: Eukaryota; Metazoa; Arthropoda; Insecta; Diptera; Drosophilidae. Gene Ontology annotation, cellular component: membrane; intracellular membrane-bounded organelle.